Cynara cardunculus var. scolymus (artichoke) is the source of this 1195-nucleotide messenger RNA. RefSeq names its product SNF1-related protein kinase regulatory subunit beta-2-like. The record is from RefSeq and is a predicted model, not a curated record. The coding region runs from base 119 to 892 and encodes 257 amino acids. The transcript is spliced from 4 exons. NCBI's taxonomy places the organism in Eukaryota, Viridiplantae, Streptophyta, Magnoliopsida, Asterales, Asteraceae. Gene Ontology annotation, molecular function: protein binding.
UUCUUCUGUUCUUCAUUGCAUUUGAUGAUUUCUUGACUGUUGAAGUUGUCUUCUGAUCAAAAACAAGAUUAGGGUUUUUCUGAAUGAGGGUUAAUUUCUAACUUCAGUUUUACAGUAAAUGGGUAAUGUAAGUGGCAGAGAAGAAAAGAGUAGUAGGGAAUACUACAUGGAAUGUGGCCAGGCGCAAGUUAGCAGCAGCAGCUAUGGUGCGCAUAGGCUUCUUCCACCUCCACCUCCACCUCCACCUCCUCAGAUUGAAAGAGGUGGAUUCAAUGAGUCAACAAGAAAUUAUGGAUCUGCAAGUCCAGAAAAGAGCAUACCAGCAGUGAUCAGUUGGAUUCAUGGCGGCACACAGGUUGCCAUUGAAGGAUCAUGGGAUGAUUGGAAGAUAAGGGAACUAUUAGAGGGUUCGGGCAGCGGUUUCUCUAUCUUUAAGGUGCUAAAGGCCGGUGUUUACCAUUAUCGUUUUGUUGUUGACGGGCAGUGGAUUUAUGAUCCUGAUUUACCACACGAAUGCGAUCAUUUGGGGAACGUUUUCAAUGUUUUAGACUUGAAGGAUAAUUACCCCGAAAAUACGGAAAGAGAUCAAGAACCCGAAUGCCCGUCUUCCCCAAUAUCAAGCUACAACAAUCCAGCCAUCACGUUAGACGAUUUUGACAAGAAACUGCCUGAAAUGCCCCCACUGCUACAACAGAUGCCUCUAAAUCAGCCAUCUUCCUCCAAGAACCCCCAACGGGAUCUUCAAAAGCCUUUAUCGGCUAAUCUGAACCAUUUGUACAUUAAGAGAGACGGUGGCAGUCAACCCGUUGUCGCUCUGAGUUCAUCCCAACGAUUUCGCACCAAAUUCGUGACAAAUGUGCUUUACAAACCAUUUAAGAAAGUAAGAAAGUGAACAUUCUUUUGUUUUUCUUGUUGGUUUAUUGGGGUUUACAGAAUCACAAACUGCUGUUUGGAGCCAUUUGAGUUUAUAGUUGAAAUUGGAUAGUUUUUGAGUUGUGACGACACCGGUUAACGCUCAAAGAUGUAGUGAAAAUCUCGUCUAGACACUCGGGAAUCAAACGAGAAGGCGGUCAAUUUGCGAGAAAGCGAAAAGUUUUAGGAUCACAUGUGAUACAAACAUGUUAUAUUGACCGACCAUAAAGCGGGUGACCUUUUGUCAUGUGCAAGAAAAGCAUAUAAAGAGGGUGAAACUUUC